Molecule: messenger RNA, 507 nt
Organism: Ambispora gerdemannii
Lineage: Eukaryota; Fungi; Glomeromycota; Glomeromycetes; Archaeosporales; Ambisporaceae
Source: the annotation of a GenBank genome assembly
AUGAAAAAAUACUCUCCAUUAAUUAAAAAAAUGUCAUUCUACGAUUUGACCGCAACCACAAUUCGCCAUGAACCAUUCAACUUUUCAGAAUUAAAAUCUCAAGUAGUCUUGAUUGUGAAUGUGGCGUCGAAAUGUGGCGCUACGCCUCAGUAUACUGGCUUAGAACAGUUAUACGAGAAGUAUCGUGAUAGUGGUUUGGUUGUUCUUGGUUUUCCGUGUAAUCAAUUUGGUUCUCAAGAGCCUGGUGAUGAGAGUGCUAUAGCAGAAUUCUGUCAAUCAACUUUUAGCAUCAAAUUUCCAUUACUCUCGAAAAUUGAUGUAAAUGGCGAAAACACUCACCCUGUCUAUAAAUAUCUAAAGUCAAAUAACCCAAAUGAUAGUGGUAAUAUUAGGUGGAAUUUUGAGAAAUUUUUGGUGGAUCGUAAUGGAAAUGUUGUCGCAAGAAAAUACACGCAAGAUACGCCGGACAAAUUGGAAAGCUCAAUCAAGGAAUUGUUGGAAGUGUAA